This is a messenger RNA of Galeopterus variegatus (Sunda flying lemur), 7206 nucleotides long. It is a transcript of the gene ROBO2, whose product is annotated as roundabout, axon guidance receptor, homolog 2 (Drosophila). Lineage: Eukaryota; Metazoa; Chordata; Mammalia; Dermoptera; Cynocephalidae. The record is from RefSeq and is a predicted model, not a curated record. Gene Ontology annotation, molecular function: protein binding. Bases 40 to 3318 code for a protein of 1092 amino acids. The transcript has 23 exons.
GACAUCAAAGAUGACUACACUCUGAGAAUUAAAAAAGCCAUGAGUACAGAUGAAGGCACCUAUAUGUGUAUUGCUGAAAAUCGGGUUGGAAAGGUGGAAGCCUCUGCUACCCUCACAGUCCGAGCUCGCCCUGUUGCUCCUCCACAGUUUGUGGUUAGGCCAAGAGAUCAGAUUGUUGCUCAAGGUCGAACAGUGACAUUUCCCUGUGAAACAAAAGGAAACCCACAGCCAGCUGUUUUUUGGCAGAAGGAAGGCAGCCAGAAUCUACUUUUUCCAAACCAACCCCAGCAGCCUAACAGUAGAUGCUCAGUAUCACCAACAGGAGACCUCACCAUUACCAACAUUCAGCGUUCGGAUGCGGGUUACUACAUCUGCCAGGCCUUAACUGUGGCAGGAAGCAUUUUAGCAAAAGCUCAACUGGAGGUUACUGAUGUUUUGACAGAUAGACCUCCACCCAUAAUUCUACAAGGCCCAGCCAACCAAACGCUAGCAGUAGAUGGUACAGCAUUACUGAAAUGUAAAGCCACCGGUGAUCCUCUUCCUGUAAUUAGCUGGUUAAAGGAGGGAUUUACUUUUCUGGGUAGAGACCCACGAGCAACUAUACAAGAGCAAGGAUCACUUCAGAUUAAGAAUUUACGGAUUUCUGAUACUGGCACUUAUACUUGUGUGGCUACAAGUUCAAGUGGGGAGACUUCCUGGAGUGCAGUUCUGGAUGUGGCAGAAUCUGGAGCAACAAUCAGUAAAAAUUAUGAUUUAAAUGACCUGCCAGGGCCACCAUCCAAACCACAGGUCACUGAUGUUACUAAAAACAGUGUCACCUUGUCCUGGCAACCAGGUACCCCUGGAACCCUUCCAGCAAGUGCAUAUAUCAUUGAGGCUUUCAGCCAAUCAGUGAGCAAUAGCUGGCAGACGGUGGCGAACCAUGUAAAGACCACCCUCUAUACUGUGAGAGGACUGCGGCCCAAUACAAUCUACUUAUUCAUGGUCAGAGCAAUCAACCCCCAAGGUCUCAGUGACCCAAGCCCUAUGUCAGAUCCUGUGCGCACACAAGAUAUCAGCCCACCAGCACAAGGAGUGGACCACAGACAAGUACAGAAAGAACUAGGAGAUGUCAUUGUUCGUCUUCAUACUCCAGUUGCGUUGACUCCCACCACUGUCCAGGUCACAUGGACGGUUGAUCGCCAGCCCCAGUUUAUUCAAGGAUACCGAGUGAUGUAUCGGCAGACGUCAGGCUUACAGGCAACAUCUUCAUGGCAGAAUUUAGAUGCUAAAGUCCCGAAUGAGCGAAGUGCUGUCUUAGUCAAUCUGAAAAAGGGGGUGACUUAUGAAAUUAAAGUUCGACCAUACUUUAAUGAGUUCCAAGGAAUGGAUAGUGAAUCUAAAACAGUUCGUACUACUGAAGAAGCCCCAAGUGCCCCUCCACAGUCUGUCACUGUGAUGAUGGUCGGAAGCCACAACAGCACAAGUAUUAGUGUUUCCUGGGAUCCACCUCCUCCAGAUCACCAGAAUGGAAUUAUCCAAGAAUAUAAGAUCUGGUGUCUGGGAAAUGAAACACGAUUCCAUAUCAACAAAACGGUGGAUGCAGCCAUUCGUUCUGUAAUAAUUGGUGGAUUAUUCCCAGGUAUUCAGUACCGGGUAGAGGUUGCAGCUAGUACCAGUGCAGGGGUUGGAGUAAAAAGCGAGCCACAGCCAAUAAUAAUUGGGGGACGUAAUGAAGUUGUUAUUACUGAAAACAAUAACAGCAUAACUGAGCAAAUCACUGAUGUUGUGAAGCAACCAGCCUUUAUAGCUGGCAUUGGUGGUGCCUGCUGGGUAAUUUUGAUGGGUUUUAGCAUCUGGUUGUAUUGGCGAAGAAAGAAGAGAAAGGGACUCAGUAAUUAUGCUGUUACAUUUCAAAGAGGGGAUGGAGGACUAAUGAGCAAUGGAAGCCGUCCAGGUCUUCUAAAUGCUGGUGAUCCCAAUUACCCAUGGCUUGCUGAUUCAUGGCCAGCCACGAGCUUGCCAGUAAACAAUAGCAAUAGUGGCCCAAAUGAAAUUGGGAAUUUUGGGCGUGGAGAUGUGCUGCCACCGGUUCCAGGCCAAGGAGAUAAAACAGCAACGAUGCUCUCAGAUGGAGCCAUUUAUAGCAGCAUUGACUUCACUACCAAAACCACUUACAAUAGUUCCAGCCAAAUAACACAGGCUACCCCAUAUGCCACGACACAAAUAUUGCAUUCCAAUAGCAUACACGAAUUGGCUGUCGAUCUGCCUGAUACUCAAUGGAAAAGUUCAAUUCAACAAAAAACAGAUCUGAUGGGAUUUGGUUAUUCUCUGCCUGAUCAGAACAAAGGUAACAAUGGUGGGAAAGGUGGAAAAAAGAAGAAAAAUAAAAACUCUUCUAAACCGCAGAAAAAUAAUGGAUCGACCUGGGCCAGUGUCCCUCUACCUCCCCCCCCAGUCCAGCCCCUUCCUGGUACAGAGCUGGAACACUAUGCAGUCGAACAGCAAGAAAAUGGCUAUGACAGUGAUAGCUGGUGCCCACCAUUACCAGUACAAACAUACCUACACCAGGGCAUGGAAGAUGAACUGGAAGAAGAUGAUGAUCGGGUCCCAACACCUCCUGUCCGAGGCGUGGCUUCCUCUCCUGCUAUUUCCUUUGGACAGCAGUCCACUGCAACUCUCACUCCAUCCCCACGGGAAGAGAUGCAACCCAUGCUGCAGGCUCACCUGGACGAGUUGACAAGGGCUUAUCAGUUUGACAUAGCAAAGCAAACAUGGUGUUCAAUGGUAAAUGGAUGGGGCUCUGCAUCUGAUGAGGAUCGUAACUUUUCUAGUCAUAGAUCUAGUGUAGGUAGCUCCUCAGAUGGCUCCAUCUUUGCCAGCGGGAGUUUUACACAAGCACUGGUGGCAGCAGCAGAUAAAGCUGGUUUUAGGCUGGAUGGAACCAGCCUUACAAGAACAGGAAAAGCCUUUACCUCCUCUCAAAGACCUCGGCCCACCAGCCCAUUUUCUACUGACAGUAAUACCAGUGCAGCCCUGAGUCAAAGUCAGAGGCCUAGGCCCAGUAAAAAACACAAGGGAGGGCGCAUGGACCAGCAACCAGUGUUGCCUCAUCGAAGGGAAGGAAUAACAGAUGAGGAGACCUUGGUGCCCUAUAGCAAGCCCAGUUUCCCAUCUCCAGGUGGCCACAGCUCAUCAGGAACAGCUUCUUCUAAAGGAUCAACUGGACCCAGGAAGGCUGAGGUGUUGAGGGGGGGGCACCAGCGCAAUGCCAGUGACCUUCUUGACAUAGGAUAUAUGGGCUCCAGUAGUCAAGGACAGUUUACAGGUGAAUUAUAGUAACUGAGAGGAGACAUACAAAGCUGCUCUGAAGGACCAUCAGGUCUGAACUCAUGGAAGUGAUGACACUAAACAGUGCAAUGAACAAUUUCUUUAUUUAUGUACUAUUAAGAGAACUGUAAAUGCAAUGUAAAGACACACAGCCACACAUAUCCCACAGAUAUUUUACUUGUGUUCUUCUCUUAAGUACACCACCCACCUUAACUCUUUCCUGUCUGGAGUAUAUAAAAAAGAAAGAAAACAAAACUCGCCCUCCAGGAAGAAAAGGAUUUUCCUCUGUAUAUAAUUUCUUUUGUGCAUUGCUAUGCAAGCUCACUCUUUUUAGCUCUGUUCAUAUUAUUGUCUGUUCUUAUUGGUCUGUUGUACUAUAUGUGAAUUAAUAGGCUGUGGUGCCAUAUAUUAACUUUUAAUUGUGUAACUUUUAUGUUUAAAUUUUGCACUGCAAUUUUAUUUGGUGAUAAGCACAAAUCUCUACUCCUCAUGACAUGAAGAAAAAGACUGAAUGUGAAGGGAGUUUCUGUACUGUAAGCUAGGCUGGAUAAUGCUGGUUGUAACCAAUCAUGUUAGAUGGUUUUCAGUUGGGGUGUAGAAGUAGGAAGAUGCAAAGGAACAGUGGUGUUGGCAAAGUCUUCUUUGAACAUCAGGGACUGAGUCAAUAAAAGAAGCAGAAAGGUGGCUUUUACUAUUGACAAAAGCAGGGGUCAAAAGAAGGAAGAUAAGUCUUAAGAUUGAAUAUGCUUUAAAAUCUACAGGUAGCAAAGAUGUACUAAACUUGCUAAAAAGAAAAAAAGAAAUUAAAGUUUUAUUUAGAAUAAACUUUUCUUGUCAUUGUAAUUGACCCAUCUGAGAAUUACAAGCAAAAGAAAAUUAAGGUGUUUCACCUGAGCUGUAUUUAUAUUACAGUUUUUUAAAAAAGCAUUUUCUGAAUUACCAUAAUUAAUCUUUCCAACUCAUUAAGUCAGAGUAUAACGUGAAGUUCCCCAAGGAAACAAACAAAUGAACUCUGGAAUAUCUAGCAAAUAGUUAAAGAAGCAAUUUAUUAUUAAGACAUACUCAGGCUGCUUCCAAAUAUAAACUCUAUCGCAAUAUCUUGUUUCAUCUUUCUAAUACAUGUACAGUACACACCAGAGGAUAGAGCUGCAUCACUGAAAUUGAUGACUUUUUUAAAAAUAAUGCAGCCUAUAUACAAUUUUAUGUUUUAUUUGAUUAAGAAGUAAAGUUGAUGCCACCAAAUGUACAGCCAAAUUGUAAGUGCUUAAAAAGCAGUGCUCAGAGUAUGUUCAGUUCACAGUAAGUAGAUUUAUUGAAAUAAAUAUUUUAUGGUACAUUCUCAGAAAUUGGCUACCAACUAAAAUACGUUUGACCCAUUUUUGAAUGAGUAAAUUGAAAAGAAAAAUUAUAAAGGAGAAAAAUGCAUGUUUAUACACUUUUUAAAUAAAACCAAACCUUGUAAGUGGACAUUAAUGACAGUGUCCUGCCUCAUUUGUUUUCACGACUUUGAGAACAAAAAGUUCCUGAACAUCAGUCAUGUAUGCUCAAAAUAAAUGUGACUUUGAAAUAUAUGUUAGCUACUGUACAUGUAUAGUCAAUCAAUCAAGUAGAAGAGAACCUUCCUGAAAUUCCCACUUAUGACAUUUUCCCAUGUGCUACCUAUACAAUCCUAAAUUCUGUUUUUGUCUAUACCUUCUCAUAUUUUUCCUAUAGUGUCUUCAAUAGUUGAUAUUUCAAAAAACAUUCAACGUAAUGAUUGGGAUCAGUUCUAUAAUAUAGGAGCCCUUUGAAUGGUAAUUCACACUCCAUGCAUUAUUGGCUCAGUCACCAAUUUAUGUCAUGUUGUUAUAGCAGAGGGAUGACAAAAUUAAAUACUUCCACCUUUUUUAUUCCCUGAGACUGCAUCAGCACAGGCAAGCAUAGAAUGUAGUGUUCUUUACAGGCCCCAACAUCUUCUUGGUGCCAUGUCGUUCAUUUCUUCAGUGAAGGGAAAAUAAAUUCUGUAACACACAUUAAAUCCUUUAUCUGUUUUCUGCCAUCAGUGCCUGAAUUUUAAUGCAGUUUGAUUUCUCUGGGACAAAGAAACUGGGGAAGGUGAAAAGUUUCUGCAAAGAAUGGGUACAAACUUAUUCACAACUUUAAGACAUGAGGAAUUUAAAUUUUUAUUUAUGCAGUUCCCUACUUCACCUCUUUCUGCUUAGAAGGAAGCGAAUUCCUGAAAGGAUUUUUCAUUAGUGUUCCCCCUUUGUGCUUCUUUAUGACCCAAUUUAGUUUAAAACUUUAAUUUACUACAUGUAUUACACAUAGCCUUUGACCCUGGUAACUGGCAGGUGUAGGUGAUUAAUAAAGCAAGACUUGAAAAAUGAAGACUGUGUAGGCAGAUGACUUUUGGAAUAAUGUGGGGCAUAGCACCAUACCUUCCUGAUUUCUUCAGUACAUAAAAACUAACUGUUACAGUUAUAUUAUGUCAAUGCAGACCUUGCGGUUUCCUGGAAUGUUCUUUUAGAGUAGUCCGUGUUGCCUGUGAAAUCUAGUUUUAAAUAAAUUGGUAUGUCAAAUCUUGCACCCAAAUGUCAUCCUCACAUAGAUAGAAGGCAAGAUAAAAUGCUGUGGCUAUAUAAAUAAAUUUAGAAACAUGAUCAAAAAUCAAAAGCCUUCACCAACUUGCUAUAUGUCAAAAGCUGCUAAUCAGUAUGUCAACAAAAGAACAUAAACAUGUAUGACAGCCACCAUGCUUUUUCAUGUCAUAGCUGAUUAAAUAAAUAAUUAAAAAUUCAUGGAGCUCACGCUUCUGCAGGUCCAAGCAGAGACUUGCAUAAGCCAUCAGAAGGGAAUCUGGCUGGGAGAAAAUGUGAACUUAUCUUACACUCAUAGAAAACACUGCUAUGUGGCCAUGCCCCACACAAGCACAGCUUCAUUCAUAACAAAGUCUCCUUUAGGAAAAUAGACGUGUCAGUGCCCAAACUCAGGUGUGCCAGUGUAUGCAGGUGGAGUUGCCCUACCCCUCCUCCAAAUCUUUCCCAUGAGAGUUUUAAAGAGAGGUGGGAUAAUACAGGGGCAUGAAAACAAUGGAUUCCGUCACAGGAUUUGAAUCCAGUUCAAGCGAGAUUAUAGGAAAAUCAAGACCAACAUGUAAGAUAUCACAUAACCAAAGGGAAGUAAAACCAUUGCAAGUUUACUGCUGAGUAACAAAACAGAUUUAAUGGUGUUCUAUGACAGUUUAAUGCUCUGGGUAUUUAAAUAUAUUUUCAAUGGGAUUUGAGUUGGAAGUUUGUAUGCACUUUGGUGGAACACCUCCCAAUUUCUAUUCAAUAAAUUUAUGUAAUUGUCCAUUGAUAAUAUAAUGGUAACAAUAUGAUGACCUCUAAACUAUGGUUUAUCUUCUCCACUGGAAAGUGAUUGUGUGUCAGUAUUAUACAGAACCAUAACAUUCACUUAUUUGUCCAUCUGCUUCUGUAUAUUAUGUUUGUAGAAUUACAGGACAAGAAUUGGUAUAAAACAUCAUGCCUUUCCACAUUAUCUUAGAGGUGAAGUUACUUUUAUUUUGCUUAUCUACAAGUAUAAUGUGUACUUCAAAUGAAACACCAUACUUUUUUUUUGAGUGACAUUCAAUUUACUAUUUUUUUAAUCAUAAUUUCAAAACCAUUUAUUGUGACUUUAAAUUGUUGCAAGAGAAGGGAAUUUGUGGCCGUGGGUAGACUUUUUAUACUUUGUUUUAUAGAUGAAAUUUUUUUAAACUGUAGUUUAAGUCACUAAACAGCGUCCAAAAUCUUAAUGUGUUUCAUUUGAUGUUGUUAGAUCAGCAAAGAAAUUGGCAUAAAAUUGGUUAAGAGUAUUGUCAAAAAAUUGUGUAUUGUGUACUCACUGGGAAAAAAUAAAAUAUAUUCACAUUUCAAA